AUGGAACCGGGAAUGUCCCCAGCGGCCUCCGAGCCACUCAGGAUCCUUUCGCUUGGUUCGUAUAUCCAUUCCUCGGAUGGUGGUGGGAUCCGUGGAAUUUCAAGUCUCCUCAUCUUAGAACGGAUCAUGGAAACCAUCCGCGAUAUUCAUCAGCUCGAUCAUGUCCCUCUCCCGUGUGAGCAUUUCGACUUAAUUGGGGGUACAAGCACCGGAGGCAUCAUUGCCAUCAUGUUAGGUCGACUGAGAAUGAGCGUGGACGAAUGCAUUCGGGCGUAUAAAAAGGUUGCGCGACAGGCCUUCACACCCAAACGAAAUGCCAUUUUGCCUGCACGGUCAAAGGGGGCAUUCUCUGCCCAAGCCCUGGAGGAGGCCAUCAAACAGACCGUAAGAGAUUUCUGCACGGAUAAAGAAUGUGUAGCUCGACGGAGCGAGGGACUUCCAAAAGGCUCGUGCCAGCACUCCAAUCUGCCAUUCCGCGACCAAGCCUGUACAAAAACUGUUGUUUUUGCCAUCACAAAAUCUAACGUCGACACUGGACCUACACUCUUCAAGACAUACGACACAUCGAUAGCUUUCAACGGCUGCGCUAUUUGGGAGGUGGCUCGGGCUACAUCGGCUGCGACAACCUUUUUCAAGCCGAUAAAAGUUGGCCGGGAUGAGAUCGAGUUCAUUGACGCUGGAUUCGGGUACAACAAUCCAUGUGAUAAGCUCAUAGCGGAGGCUAAACAGGCAUUUCCUGGACGCCAAAGGCUUCGGAUUCUAAGCAUCGGGACUGGCCUUGGGGAUGUGGUUGAAAUUAAAGACACGCGGAUGUCAAUCCUCAAUGCAUUGAAACAAAUGGCUACGUCAUCUCGCAAGGUAGCCGCCAGCUUGGACGAACAGUUCGGCGACGAUGACCAGUAUUUUCGAUUCAAUGUGGAGCGCGGUCUUGAGGAUAUCACUUUAUCAGAUUGGGAGAAGGCCAGCAAGAUCUCUGCCCACACAAGCAAUUAUCUUUCUGAGAAGUCGAGGCUGAUUGAGAAAUUUGUCAAGAGUUUUACGGCGACAGCAGGUGAGGAUAACCGGCCCAAGGUCUACUACAUGAUUCCCUUUCUUGCAAAUGCUGAAUUCACUGGACGGAACACCAUACUGCUUGAGCUCCAACAAAAGUUAUUUCUCCAGAAGAGUACCUCUAAAGUGGCACUUUACGGGCUAGGAGGCAUUGGCAAGUCGCAGGUUGCCUUGCAAUAUGCCUAUUGGGUAAAGAACCACUUCCAAGGGCAUUCGGUCUUUUGGGUCCCUGCAUUCAGCGAAGCUAGCUUCCAACAGGCCUGUACAGGCAUUGUGAAGGAACUUGCCAUUCUCAAGACCUCAAACAGCGAAACCGAUAUGGAGGCAGUUCACCGAUACCUUAGUUCCAAGCAAGCUGGACCCUGGAUCUUCAUUGUGGACAAUGCAGAUGAUAUAGACCUUGUUUUUGGAAAUCCCGAUACGCCAGGAAAACUGUGCAAGUAUUUUCCGGCCAACGAGUCCGGUGUGCUCUUACUCACCACCCGUUUCCGGCGGGUGGCGCAGUCCUUCACGAGAGCUAGAGAUGUCAUUGAAGUCCCACAGAUGCAGAUGGAGGAAGCGACUGCAUUCUUCGAGAAGAUUGUCACAGAUGACCUGCUCGAAGACCGAGAAAUGACAAAGAGUCUCCUCGAAGAACUGAACUUUUUGCCUUUGGCCAUUCAACAGGCUGCCUCGUACAUUUCUAGCGCGGAUAUAUCGAUUUCGCGUUACCUUGAGCUUAUGCAGGGCACUGACAAAGACAAAUCAAGUCUUGCGAGCUGGCACUUCCAUGAUGACACCCGUUACCCCCAACUGCAGAAUGCCAUUGCAAUCACAUGGCGUAUAACAUUUGAAAAGAUCAAGAGUUUGGACCCGAUAGCUGCUGAAAUACUACAAUUCAUGUCUUGCAUUGAGCCUAAGGCAAUCCCACGGUCUUUGCUGCCGUUGGGGGAAUCGGAAGCGCAAGUAGAAUCUGCAAUUGGCACACUGUGUGGAUACUCAUUCGUGACCAAACAAAAGGACAAACAUAUCCUUGAUAUCCACGUUCUUGUGCAGCUAGCGACGAGAUUAUGGGUUCAGAAGGAAGGCAAUGAAUUGCAGACUAUUGAGAGGGCAACUCGGACUGUGGAUAGGAUUUUCCCGUUCAGUCACGAUGGAGACCGAGAAAUAUGGAGACCAUACUUACCACAUGCUCUGGAGAUUCUUCGAAAGAAGGACGCGCGAGACAUGGAUGAGAGGUAUAACCUCUUUUGGAAAAUUGGUCUAUGCUUUCUGACCGAUGGUCGGCCCAAGAAGGGUGUUGAAUUCUUGGAAAAGGCAGCCAGCUGGGGAGAACUUCAUCAUUCCGGAAAUGAUCGAUGGCAAGAAGUUUGGAAUGAUCUCGCAGGGGCAUAUCAAGAUGAAGGCCAGACCAAAAAGGGAGUGGAGCUACUCGAGCGUGUAGUCAUGGUGCAAGCGAGCAAAUUCGACGAAGGAGAUCGUCGUCGAGUAAUGUCUGAACACGAGCUUGCAGAUGCGUACAGGGCAAACGGGCAGACAAAGGAGGAAAUACAGCAACUCGAAAAGAUUGUAGCAAGAAACGAAGACACACUCAAUGAAGGCCACACAAAUCGACUGUGGUCUCUGAGUAUACUUGCGUCAGCAUAUGAAAGAGAUGGCCAGAAGAUGCGGGCAAUGAGGCUCCUUGAGUAUGUGGUUCAAGUGAGCGAGAGCACACUUGAUGAAAAGAACUUUACGCGACUAAAAUUCGAGAAUGAUCUCGCGACUUCGUAUGGAUCAAACGGACAAAUGGAACAGGCGGUGAAGUUACUCGAGCAUGUGGUUGAAGUGAGCGCGAGCACGCGUAACGAAGAAAACAGCGCACGGCUGGCGCUUGAAGAAAGCCUCGCAGAAUUGUAUUACGCGGACAGACAGAUUAAGCGGGCCUUGAAUAUAAUGGAGGGCAUCGUCGCUACAAGAGCAAGAACACAGGGCGAAAGGCACCAAUCCCGACUACAAUCUCAACAUCUCCUGGCGACGCUGUAUGGAGCGGAUGGUCAGACCACGCGGGCAGUGAAGUUGCUCCAGCAGAUACUUGCAAUACAAGAGGAGGAAGAAGGACAGCCCAAUAAACUACAGGUGGCCCAGCUUGCACUCGCGGAGGCAUAUGAAGCAGAUGGACAGAUUAAGCGGGGAGUAAAGCUGCUUGAGCAUGCGCUUGAAAGACAAGCGAGUAUUUCCGACGAAAAGCAUCCCGCUCGACUACAAAUGCAACGUUCACUUGCACGGAUGAAGAUGGCGUGCGAGGAGAUCUAG
Messenger RNA from Penicillium paradoxum, 3324 nucleotides. RefSeq lists its product as uncharacterized. The transcript is spliced from 5 exons. Gene Ontology annotation, molecular function: protein binding; ADP binding. Gene Ontology annotation, biological process: lipid metabolic process. NCBI's taxonomy places the organism in Eukaryota, Fungi, Ascomycota, Eurotiomycetes, Eurotiales, Aspergillaceae. The record is from RefSeq and is a predicted model, not a curated record. Bases 1 to 3324 code for a protein of 1107 amino acids.